Ziziphus jujuba (common jujube) is the source of this 1455-nucleotide messenger RNA. RefSeq names its product transcription initiation factor TFIID subunit 11. The transcript has 5 exons. Gene Ontology annotation, cellular component: nucleus; transcription factor TFIID complex. Gene Ontology annotation, biological process: transcription initiation at RNA polymerase II promoter; RNA polymerase II preinitiation complex assembly. The record is from RefSeq and is a predicted model, not a curated record. Gene Ontology annotation, molecular function: protein heterodimerization activity; transcription coactivator activity. The coding region runs from base 367 to 1050 and encodes 227 amino acids. Lineage: Eukaryota; Viridiplantae; Streptophyta; Magnoliopsida; Rosales; Rhamnaceae.
UAGACUCUGAGGGACACAGAUAGUGCGCCUUUUUUUUUUUGGUGGUUAUUUGCUUGGUUUUUUGUUUUAUUGUAAUUGGGUCGGUGAAUGUCAAAUCCCUUCCUUCUCCGUUGGUGAGGACGCGUUGGACAAAGUAGUUCCUCUGUUUCUAUUUGUCUGGCUUCCUUGUGGGUCUUUAUCUUUAUUGUGGAUAACUUGUUUGACAAAAUGCUUGAAAGAGUUGGGUUUUUAUUUAUCAUUAUUAUUUGCCAAUGAAUGGCUUUGAGUCGACACUAAUCACUGGUAAUUUAUGUGGGUUUUUCUCGAAAUUUGAUAAUUUAUAUCGAUGAAAAUUUUUAGUUUUGUAGAAAGCAGAGAAAAGCCGUAAUGAAGCAGCAAUCCAAGGACCCCUUUGAAGCGGCGUUUGAGGAGCAAGAGGACUCUCCUCCUGAGUCCCCAGCGGCUGCUGGCGUUGCUGAGGACAUUCAAACUCUUCAGCAUCCUGCUGUUUCAAACACCGUGGUGGAUGCCCAAGAAGAUGAUGACCCUCUUCCUCUUUCCAGAGACCACCCUUCAUCCUCAAUGGCAACAACGUCCGCAGCUCCUAUGCCGGUCUCCUCUCGAACCCAUGCACCCUCCUCGGUUCCUGCUCCCAAGAACAAAGAAGAUGAUGAUGAGGAGGAGGAGGAGAACAUGGAAGUUGAGCUUAGCAAAUUCCCUUCCAGUGGCGAUCCAGAUAAAAUGGCUAAGAUGCAGGCUAUUUUAUCCCAAUUCACAGAGGAACAGAUGAGUAGAUAUGAGUCAUUUCGGAGAGCUGGGUUUCAGAAAUCUAACAUGAAAAGGCUGUUAGCUAGCAUCAGUGGAACUCAGAAAAUAUCUGUGCCAAUGACAAUUGUAGUAUCAGGCAUAGCAAAAAUGUUCGUUGGUGAACUUGUUGAAACAGCUAGAAUGGUCAUGGCAGAGAGGAAAGAAUCUGGGCCAAUUAGGCCUUGCCACAUUAGAGAAGCAUAUAGAAGGUUAAAGCUUGAAGGGAAAGUACCAAAGAGAUCUGUACCAAGGCUCUUCAGAUAAAUGGACCAGAGACAAAUUUUGGGACUGAUUAAUCCAGGUCAGGUAGACUGUCUGUUGGGGUUAUGAGAUGCAAUCCUUCAUGCGCACUCUAGAGGUGCUCCAACAAGUUUUUUCUUUUCCCAACUGCAUGUAGAACUUAAAAUCACUGUACAUACUCCAUGCUCCCUGUUUCACUUUUUCUGUAUGACCAAGGUUAGAUCAAAAUGGGAAUCAACAAUGCAAUGCCUUUUUAGAUGGUCUAUGGUCUCUAGCUGAAACUAAGUUCACUAUAAUACCAUUUGUUCCCUAAGCUAUGAUGGUGAUUGUGUGGAUUGAAUUCUGGUUGCUGGGCUACCAAUUACGCUUCGUCUGUAGCGAACAACUUGAGCCUUUAUUGGUAAUUUUAUUACAUCCAAUGUUUUUCCA